Molecule: messenger RNA, 1776 nt
Organism: Drosophila ananassae
Lineage: Eukaryota; Metazoa; Arthropoda; Insecta; Diptera; Drosophilidae
Product: prolyl 4-hydroxylase subunit alpha-1
Exons: 8
Coding region: 140-1753 (537 amino acids)
Biological process (GO): peptidyl-proline hydroxylation to 4-hydroxy-L-proline
Cellular component (GO): endoplasmic reticulum
Molecular function (GO): iron ion binding; protein binding; L-ascorbic acid binding
Source: RefSeq, a predicted model, not a curated record
AGAUCCGUCGAAGAUCUAUCCGAUCAGUUCGCCACGAGACGCGAACGACGACGGAUUAGUAGAGAAAAUAUUGAUACAAAUUUAUUGACACCAUUUGAUAAAGGAUAACUACAAGCGAGGAGUACUGAACUGAGAGAGAAUGCGAUUACUUCUACUGGUGGGACUUGUGUCCUGUUGGGGUCACAGUUCUCUUGCCUCGGAUUAUUUUUCUUCCAUUACGGGUCUGGAGGAACUUUUAAAAACAGAGGAACAUCUCAUGCUACAGCUGAGAUCUAAGGUUAAUGGAAUAAAGACAUCUCUGCAGCAAUUGGAACGAGAAUUGUCCUCCAUCGAACAGGAGCAUGUAUCGGCGUCCAAGGACACGGAAAAUUACCUGACCAAUCCCGUGAAUGUUUAUCGGCUGAUGAAGCGCCUCAACACGGACUGGUCAUUAAUGGAAGGACGCCUUCAGCAGAUUUCAGAGGAUAUGAACUUCAAUGUAACACGUGGUAGCUACGGACUGAGUUUCCCCAGCCAAGAAGAUGUGGAGGGUGCUGCCUUGGCUUUGGUGCGCCUGCAGAGCACCUAUAAAUUGGAUGUGGCCCAGGUCGCCGCAGGCAUCCUGAAUGGCGUCAAAUACGGCAGCGACAUGAGUUGGCAGGAUUGCUUCCAGCUCGGCCAACAACUCUUUGAAAUGGAGGACUACAACAACACCAAGGUAUGGAUAAGGGAGUCAAUGGAGCGUUUGCGGCGGCACAGCAGCCCCGCCCACUCACCGCCAACCAACGGACCCGACUACGAUACCCUCAACAAAAUGGAAACGGUGGCCAAGGGUUUGUUCCAACUGGGCGACUUCGACACGGCCUACGAGCUCAGCCAGCGGGUUCUCCAGUUCGAUCCGAAACGCAUCCGGAAUUGGCACUUGGGCGACAAAGGUGUGGCACUUCCGGAGGAGUCCGAUGAACCAUUAUUGCCCAGGCACUCCGAUUCUUACAGUUUAACUCACGAAUUCGCUCAAUACGAGAAGGUGUGCCGCGGCGAGGUGAACCCUACACCGAGGCAGGAGCGGAAUUUGAGGUGUCGCCUGAGUCAAGGAAAUCAUCCAUUUCGCCUGCUGGCACCUCUAAAGUUGGAAGAACACAACCUGGACCCCUAUGUGGUCACAUACCACGACAUGCUCAGUGCUCAGAAGAUCAGAGACCUCCGUCAAAUGGCUGUUCCCCGGAUGAGAAGGUCCACCGUGAAUCCCCUACCCGGAGGACAAAAUAAAAAGUCUGCCUUCCGCGUGAGCAAGAACGCCUGGCUGGCCUACGAAUCCCACCCCACCAUGGAAGGAAUGCUCAGGGAUCUUAAAGAUGCCACCGGACUGGACACCACUUACUGCGAGCAGCUCCAGGUGGCCAAUUACGGAGUGGGCGGUCACUACGAGCCGCACUGGGACUUUUUCAGGGAUCCCAAUCAUUAUCCUGCGGAGGAGGGCAAUCGCAUCGCCACUGCCAUUUUCUACCUUUCAGAUGUGGAGCAAGGAGGGGCAACAGCAUUUCCCUUCCUGGACUUUGCUGUCAAGCCCCAGCUGGGAAAUGUGCUCUUUUGGUACAACUUGCACAGGUCCUUGGACAUGGAUUACAGAACCAAGCAUGCCGGCUGCCCUGUACUGAAGGGCAGUAAGUGGAUUGGCAACGUUUGGAUACACGACAUGACGCAGACCUUUGCUCGGCCCUGCGAUGUUUUCCGGGAUCAUGAGGUUUCUUUGGAGUACGAGAUAAUAAAAUAAACAUUGUGAUAUUUCCUAGUCAG